This is a messenger RNA of Pezoporus flaviventris, 832 nucleotides long. It is a transcript of the gene C1D, whose product is annotated as C1D nuclear receptor corepressor. The transcript is spliced from 5 exons. Gene Ontology annotation, molecular function: RNA binding; DNA binding. Bases 84 to 524 code for a protein of 146 amino acids. Gene Ontology annotation, biological process: regulation of gene expression; maturation of 5.8S rRNA. The record is from RefSeq and is a predicted model, not a curated record. Gene Ontology annotation, cellular component: nucleolus; exosome (RNase complex). NCBI's taxonomy places the organism in Eukaryota, Metazoa, Chordata, Aves, Psittaciformes, Psittacidae.
GCCGCCCCACGGCGCCGGCAGUGGCGUCACCGCUGUGCGCCGCAGGAAGCCCCGCCUACUCGUCGCUCUCCGCGCGCCCGGAGAUGGAGGCGUCAGAUUAUACCAACCCAGAAGAAUACCCUACUGAAAUUCAUGAUUAUCUUGCAACAUUUGAACAAUGUCUUGGUUCUGUAGAAGAGAUGCUGAAAGCAAUGAUGUUGGUUUCUAGGAGUGACCUCCAAAAGUUAGAGCCUCUGGAGCAAGCAAAGCUGGAUUUGGUUUCAGUGUACACGUUAAAUUCAUUGUUCUGGGUAUACUUGACUAUCCAGGGAGUCAAUCCAAAGGAACAUCCAGUGAAACAAGAACUGGAGAGAGUAAGAACAUACAUGAACAGGGUCAAAGAAAUAGCAGAAAAGAAAAAGGCAUCCAAACUUGAUAAAGGAGCUGCUUCUAGAUUUGUAAGAAAUGCACUCUGGGAACCAAGCCCUGAAAAUGAAAAGAAAAACAAAGGCCCUGGUAAAGGAAAAAAGAGAAAGAUGGACUAAAUUUAUGCCUCUCCGUAUAUAAAUUAGAGACGUCUAGGAACUUACCUUGAAAUGUGUUCUGCAUACUGCAUGCACCUUGUGGAGGUGCUGUACAGCAACAUCUUGCUUAAGUUAUAGGUAAGAAUUUUUAUAGGAUUGUAUUUUGUUCAGAACACUUGUCACACGUGAUCACAUUGUAUGUGUAUCUAAAAGUGCCAUUUGAUGCAAGAGAGGUAACAUUUCGUUAUUGAAAUGACAAUGACCUGGCAUAGGCUUGCUGGUAAUACAUACUAGUGAUAUUUUUACUGUUGGAUGAGUAACACUUUUUU